Peromyscus leucopus (white-footed mouse) is the source of this 1644-nucleotide messenger RNA. RefSeq names its product ubiquitin B (gene Ubb). Gene Ontology annotation, molecular function: protein tag activity; ubiquitin protein ligase binding. NCBI's taxonomy places the organism in Eukaryota, Metazoa, Chordata, Mammalia, Rodentia, Cricetidae. Gene Ontology annotation, biological process: modification-dependent protein catabolic process; protein ubiquitination. The record is from RefSeq and is a predicted model, not a curated record. Gene Ontology annotation, cellular component: cytoplasm; nucleus.
CUUCCUUGUUCGCGUGCGCGGAGCGGGAGCGGGGGCGGCCCUGGCGCGCGCGCCAGGGAGCUUAACGGACGCCUAACCGAUGGAGAGGCCAUCGUGGUGGUUUCAGUGGGGGAAGGCAGAAAAGAGGUCAAAAUGCAAAUCUUCGUGAAGACCCUGACCGGCAAGACCAUCACCCUAGAGGUGGAGCCCAGUGACACCAUCGAGAAUGUCAAGGCCAAGAUCCAGGAUAAAGAGGGCAUCCCCCCUGACCAGCAGCGACUCAUCUUUGCUGGCAAGCAGCUGGAAGAUGGCCGCACCCUUUCUGACUACAACAUCCAGAAAGAGUCCACCCUGCACCUGGUCCUCCGCCUGAGGGGUGGCAUGCAGAUCUUCGUGAAGACCCUGACCGGCAAGACCAUCACCCUGGAAGUGGAGCCCAGUGACACCAUCGAGAAUGUCAAGGCCAAGAUCCAGGAUAAAGAGGGCAUCCCCCCUGACCAGCAGCGACUCAUCUUUGCCGGCAAGCAGCUGGAAGAUGGCCGCACCCUUUCUGACUACAACAUCCAGAAAGAGUCCACCCUGCACCUGGUCCUCCGCCAGGGUGGCAUGCAGAUUUUCGUGAAGACCCUGACCGGCAAGACCAUCACCCUGGAAGUGGAGCCCAGUGACACCAUCGAGAACGUCAAGGCCAAGAUCCAGGAUAAAGAGGAUCCCCCUGACCAGCAGCGACUCAUCUUUGCUGGCAAGCAGCUGGAAGAUGGCCGCACCCUUUCUGACUACAACAUCCAGAAAGAGUCCACCCUGCACCUGGUCCUCCGCCUGAGGGGUGGCAUGCAGAUCUUCGUGAAGACCCUGACCGGCAAGACCAUCACCCUGGAAGUGGAGCCCAGUGACACCAUCGAGAACGUGAAGGCCAAGAUCCAGGAUAAAGAGGGCAUCCCCCCUGACCAGCAGCGACUCAUCUUUGCUGGCAAGCAGCUGGAAGAUGGCCGCACCCUUUCUGACUACAACAUCCAGAAAGAGUCCACCCUGCACCUGGUCCUCCGCCUGAGAGGUGGCAUGCAGAUCUUUGUGAAGACCCUGACCGGCAAGACCAUCACCCUGGAAGUGGAGCCCAGUGACACCAUCGAGAACGUGAAGGCCAAGAUCCAGGAUAAAGAGGGCAUCCCCCCUGACCAGCAGCGACUCAUCUUUGCUGGCAAGCAGCUGGAAGAUGGCCGCACCCUUUCUGACUACAACAUUCAGAAAGAGUCCACCCUGCACCUGGUCCUCCGCCUGAGAGGUGGCAUGCAGAUCUUUGUGAAGACCCUGACCGGCAAGACCAUCACCCUGGAAGUAGAACCCAGUGACACCAUCGAGAACGUGAAGGCCAAGAUCCAGGAUAAAGAGGGCAUCCCCCCUGACCAGCAGCGACUCAUCUUUGCUGGCAAGCAGCUGGAAGAUGGCCGCACUCUUUCUGACUACAACAUUCAGAAAGAGUCCACCCUGCACCUGGUCCUCCGUCUGAGGGGUGGCUAUUAAUCCUUCAGUCUGCAUUCCCAGUGGGCAAUGAUGGCAUUACUCUGCACUAUAGCCAUCUGCCCCAAUUUAAGUUUAGAAAUUACAAGUUUCAGUAAUAGCUGAACCUCUGUUAAAAAUGUUAAUAAAGGUUUUGUUGCAUGGUAA